AUGACUAGGCACGACUCUCGACCGCGAUCACCAGCCUUGCGCACAGCUCUCACAACAGAACACCAACAUCCACGCUUCGCGAUGAGCGGGAAUGGAAUGCUAUACGGUACCUGGGCGGAAAUUAAAUCAGUGGUCGAAGAUAGAUACCAUGCAUGCACGAGCGGAGAGACAGAAACGGCAUGCCAUUGCCUGAAACGUCCCUGGUUUGAAACUCCAUCGCCUCGAGCACAUCGCGUGUCAGACCUUACCACCGUGGCAGCUGGCCAGACGAUCGUGAAGCUUAACCACCACCAAAACUGCCUAUCGCGGGCCUGUCGAUCAUGGAUCGUACGCCACCAUCCUGUGAGAAACCUUGAUGACUAG
Molecule: messenger RNA, 363 nt
Organism: Alternaria burnsii
Lineage: Eukaryota; Fungi; Ascomycota; Dothideomycetes; Pleosporales; Pleosporaceae
Exons: 1
Coding region: 1-363 (120 amino acids)
Source: RefSeq, a predicted model, not a curated record